Molecule: messenger RNA, 1229 nt
Organism: Myiozetetes cayanensis
Lineage: Eukaryota; Metazoa; Chordata; Aves; Passeriformes; Tyrannidae
Gene: GFI1B
Product: growth factor independent 1B transcriptional repressor
Exons: 7
Coding region: 86-1090 (334 amino acids)
Biological process (GO): regulation of transcription by RNA polymerase II
Cellular component (GO): nucleus
Molecular function (GO): RNA polymerase II cis-regulatory region sequence-specific DNA binding; DNA-binding transcription factor activity, RNA polymerase II-specific
Source: RefSeq, a predicted model, not a curated record
AGAGAAGGCGACGUCCCGCUGGUCUGGGGAGAUUUUGAGGCGAAUCCAGUAAAGCAAAGUCCCCCAAACAGAGAGUGAAUGGAAAAUGCCACGUUCCUUUUUGGUGAAGAGCAAAAAGGCUCAUACCUACCACCAGCACCGCUUCGUGGAAGAUGACCUGCCUGCACUCACGUGGGGCCCAGUGACCUCUGCCUUCACUGCCCCGGCAGACAGGACACCAGAGGACAUCAAGAAACAGGACCUGGAAUGUGUGGUUCCAAAACAAGAAAAGGACCCACCUGAACUGAAGGAAGAAAGUGUCCCUGUCCAGUACCUGAGCAGGAUGCUGCCAGGCCCUUCAGCCCAAGAGAUGCCCAUCCCAGCUCUGCAGAUCAAGGACUGCACCAACACAACCACCCCUGCCUUCUACAAAACAGGCUUCUCUUGGGAUGCUUUCCAUGUGCCAUACAGCUACCAGCAGAUGUCCUCCACCAUGCAGUCAGCCCUGCUGGAGCACCCUGUCAGCCUGUAUGGCAGCCACCUCCUGCCAAGCUCCGAGCCCCCCCUGGACUACAGCAUGCACUAUUCCUCAGACAUGGAGACCUUCCACUGCGUGAAGUGCAACAAGGUAUUCUCCACUCCCCACGGACUGGAGGUCCACGUCCGAAGGUCUCACAGUGGGAGCCGGCCCUUUGCCUGUGAAGUGUGUGGCAAAACCUUUGGGCACGCUGUGAGCCUGGAGCAGCACACCAAUAUCCACUCCCAGGAAAGAAGCUUUGAGUGCAAGAUGUGUGGGAAGACAUUCAAACGUUCCUCCACCCUCUCCACUCAUCUGCUGAUCCAUUCGGACACACGGCCCUAUCCCUGCCAGUACUGUGGCAAACGCUUCCACCAGAAGUCGGAUAUGAAGAAACACACUUACAUCCACACUGGUGAGAAGCCCCACAAAUGCCAGGUGUGUGGCAAAGCCUUCAGCCAGAGCUCCAACCUCAUCACCCACAGCCGCAAACACACCGGGUUCAAACCCUUCAGCUGCGAGCUCUGCGCCAAGGGCUUCCAGCGCAAGGUGGACCUGCGGAGGCACCGGGAGACCCAGCACAGCAUCAAGUGAGGAGGGGGCUCCAGGUCUUUGCUGGAGCUCCCACUGCAGACUGUCCCCAGCAUCUCCAUCCAGUGUGGGACUCAUAUGGCAUAUAACACUCCUGUGUUCCCCUGGGGACUGGCAAAGUCAUGUCAUUCCAGGGCCUUGC